AUGUCAGAGCAUCUCCGACCUCCACCUCCAGCUCCAGCUCCAGCUUCAGCCCCAUCCCACUCUCCGACUCUCCACGCAGCCGACACCAAAUACGAGGGCCAAGAUCCUGAAGUAGACCUUACCAUCGGUACACGAACACCGAAACCCUACUACCGGCAGAGCUUCGAGCUCCUCGAGCCCUCCGAACGACUCAUACACCGAGCAGCGACCGUGGCUCUGUCACAGAGCCAACUCUCUCCUACAUCGGCCCACAGUUCGAACCCGGCGAGCGAUAGCGGUACCGAAGCAGACGAUGAACACUUCCUCAAGGGAUUGCCGGCCCCAAAAACUCGAUUACACAAGGGAUUACGUGGGAAGAACGAACCGCUGUCGGGCACAUCAACACCCCUUCUUUCCUCAAACGCCAUAGACGAGGAUGGACGAGACCCCGACCUAAACCCAAGAUCCGGCACCUCCAUACGAACAAAAAGAGGCGAAGCAGAGAGGGGUCGGAGAAGGAAAGAGGUUGUUCGCCGUGGUGCCGAGGUACUGCUGCUUGCUUGUCAGGGGUUGCUUGUAGCGUCGAACCAUGACGUGCAGCCCUUCCUACGGUCACAUCGAAAAGAACUCUCGGCAUUGUGCUGGCUGUCCUUGACACUACUUGCCCUCUACCCGUUGAGGCUCGUAGCUUGGGCAUAUCGUCGAGGCAACCCAUCGAAACGCUUGCCCCUUUCCGUCCCUACUUCCUUCGAUCCGGCUCCGGCAUUAUACCCACAGCUUAUACCGCUGUUCGUCUCGCUUCUUGUUGCACAAAAUGUCGAGGGUGUUGUGUUGCCAAACGUGAUUUUGAGCAUCUGCUCUCUACCGAGACCAUUGAUCCCUGGCGCUGGACACUGGGAAGAGUAUAGUUCUACACAGUGGCUUCUUUCUUGCAUUCCUCUCGUGCUGGGCAGCUCUGCUGCGGAUUCCGAGAUCCUGGCGUUGCUGUACCCGUUGCACCAGACGCUAUGCUUGCUCUUGCAGCGCCUUACCACGACUAGCCUUCUGAUUGCCGAACUGCAGUUGCUCUCUGUGGCCCUCAUUAACGUCCUUUUACUGGCACAAUCUCCCCAGGUUGUUAUUUUGAAGGCGCUUCUCUGGGGAGGUGGUCUCGGAAUCAUCGUGCUAUGUGGUAAAGUCAUCCAAUGGGGUAUCUCUUUGGCCAGAGUACCAAAGUGGCGCUUCAAGCGCCCUUCUACGCCCAAGGCCGGAAAUACAUCUGGGCUCUGGAGGUUCUUCAAAGCUGCCAAACGUACAUACUACGACGGCAAAACUGACAAUGAAGAGGUCUCAAGUGACUCCGACGAUAUGGGUUCGGGCUAUCGUCGCCACCGAAACUCCGCAACUUCUUCCUGGGAUGCGAGCUUCUCGAAAGGGAGGACAAGAGAGGAUAGCAUCAGUAGCGCUGAAGAGAGCUCACUUCGUCAGGCCAAUGGUACUGAUGUUCGUUUUGAUGUGCAGGAGCCGCCGUCCCCGCAGCAGUCCUCCCCACGAAGGCAUACAUUGCCUUCUUUGGGCAAAAUCGCCAGCAUCGUUCGGUCCCAAACCAGCACUCCUUCUGGCCGCCGGAAGCGCUCUGCCUCCUCAAGUGUACGCGCCUUCUUUUCCUUGACACAAGGGCAAGCCGCUGUAAGGAAGUGGCUGUACGCCGGCUGGGUCUACGUCUGCAUACUGAUCACCCUUCUGGUCGGCGUUCGGGAGUACGUGGGACGAUACGCCCUCGCUGAAAACGAGCCGGUGGGGUGGGCACUCGGCUACCUAUUUGGCGACAUCCCACAGCUCAGGCUCGAGGUUGUCAAGGCGGAUCUCGAGAGAUGGAUCUGCCUCCCGAUACGAGCCGAUGGCGAGGCUUCCGGGGCCUUGGGCGGCUGGGUUCAGUUCGUCCGUCAAUCUAUCUUCGGAGAAGCCAACACCCGUCUCCUCCUCAGCGGCUACUGGCUAGUCGUCAUCAUAAUCGGCCUCGCGGUCGUGUUCCGCCUAUCCCCUAUCUACGAGGUUGAUACACGUCGGAAGGUCUUUCACUUCAUGAUGGUCGCCAUGUUCCUACCUACCAUCUUCAUCGACCCAACCUACAUCGCUCUGGCUUUGUCGAUCGUUCUCGCCAUUUUUCUUCUGGUUGACCUUCUUCGAGCGAGCCAGCUCCCUCCGCUCUCAACACCCAUCGCUCAGUUCCUUACUCCGUACGUUGACGGCAGAGAUCUCCGUGGCCCCGUCGUCAUCUCGCACAUCUUCCUCCUGAUCGGAUGUGCCAUCCCCCUAUGGCUCAGCCUGGCCGCCCUACCACGUACAGGCGAAGGCCCUCUAGCAGGAUGGGAGGUCCCGCUCCGGGACAUCAGCAUGGUCGCCGGAGUCGUGUGCGUGGGACUCGGCGAUGCGGCAGCCUCGCUGAUCGGAAGAAGAUGGGGUCACAGGAAGUGGCUCUGGGGAGGCGGCAAGAGCAUCGAGGGGAGCAUUGCGUUCGCGACAGCGGUGUUUGUGGGGUUGAUGACGGCUAAUAUUUGGUUAUUCGUUGGGGGCUGGCCCUCGACUGUUGGCACGCUUUCUACGGUUGCCCGGGAGGCGGAACUUAAUGAUGGUUUUGGAGCGGGAGCGGGCGCGGGCGCGAGCGUGGGUGAGCUGGUGAUGGAUAUAAUGGGGAGGUUAUGGGAGGCAUUGUCUCAACUGCCACAAGCGUCGUGGUCGACGACGGUGGUGAAAACGGCGGCUUGUGCUUGCAUGGCAUCACUCACGGAGGCAGUGUUGACGGGAGGUAAUGAUAAUGUGGUGGUGCCGGUUGUGCUGUGGACUUGUGUCAAGAGCAUGGAUAUGAAUUUGAGGUAA
This is a messenger RNA of Neurospora tetraspora, 2838 nucleotides long. RefSeq lists its product as uncharacterized. Gene Ontology annotation, molecular function: dolichol kinase activity. Bases 1 to 2838 code for a protein of 945 amino acids. NCBI's taxonomy places the organism in Eukaryota, Fungi, Ascomycota, Sordariomycetes, Sordariales, Sordariaceae. The record is from RefSeq and is a predicted model, not a curated record. Gene Ontology annotation, biological process: dolichyl monophosphate biosynthetic process. The transcript is spliced from 2 exons. Gene Ontology annotation, cellular component: endoplasmic reticulum membrane.